AGCCUCACGCUGACGAGUGAACCUCUUCUCCCUCUUUGUUGUGCACAGCUUGCCAAACUGAUUCCGUUCUUCCUACGCAUUUUACUUUAUAUCUGAAAUGACUUGUUUGUUGGUCACUGCUUCAGCUUCUGUUUUAAGACAACCGAUAUGAUAAUGAUGACGAUUGUCACAUGGCAAUGGGCCAUUGACUUUGAUCCAUUUAGCUAGACUCUGAUACAGACUCAAAGUAAAAAAACGCCAGCAAGUAUAGACUUCAAGAAAGAUGUAGCUCUGCCGCUACUUCUACUUCGCCUAGCACCACUAGGCUAGCUCAAGAUGUCGUCGUCUAGCAGUAGUAGCGAUGAGUCUACCGACAGGGACGGCAAUGGAGACCACCUACGAGACGGAGUGUGGACAUUGGAUGGCGACUUUCAACUUCAAGGUGGCUCCAUGCUACGUCGUCCUUUCGUCAAGUACAGGACACAGGGCCGGCUUGCCCCUGCGAAGAACAAUGUGAUCCUGCACUUGCUGGAUCAACAGAUCAUCUCCAGCACAUGGCCGCCGCCGAUAUAUGUGGAUAAGGUAUUGGUCACCCGCUGUAACAUUCAUAAAAGAAGACUGAUCCAACAUAGCUAGGCUCGAAUUCGUCGAUGCGUCGUUUUGUGCGGAAGUAUGUCCUUUCUUUGCAAAACUGUAAGUCUCUCCUCAUAAUUGUAGUUGACUUUUACGAUCACAGCACAACCAUUACGAUCACAACGCAGAGCAAAUACUUCACGGUCGCGAUCAAUCCGUAUUCACGUGGCACGCAGACCAUGGAGUGCGAUGAGGGUGGUUGGGACUGGAUCCAGUCACCUUUGGGUCCCUUCGACUUUCCAGCACCGAAAGCGCAGAAGGCUGCCCUAUCGAGGACGCCAGGGACUCCAACUGCAGUGCCAUCCAGUCCCAAAACUGCUGCUGCAAAGCAAAGAACUCAAGUUGUUCAACAGAAGAGCAACAUGCAAAAUAACGCAGACGCCAAUAACGCAGCGGGAAUACAACCAGGGAAGAUCAACCUCUUCGAUGCCUAAGGCUUCCCUUAAUUCAUGCUGAGAAGCAUCCACUUGCCCUUGGAACCUUUUCCACUUCCUAAGGGAAAGGCACGUCAGAGAUGCUCUUGAAGAUGAAUUUGAAUUAAGGUUGUAGUAAGCUCUAAGAUGCUGUGAAAUUAGUGCGAUUGUGUUUGUUUGAAGAGUUCGGGAUUACUACACCUUUGCGUUGUGUCAUCGGCGAAGGUUACGGUGGGAUGUAUGCUUUGGCCAUGCUCUUGCCGGAUCUGCAGGACGGGACCAUUAUUAAGGCCACCGCGCAUUCAUCUUCAGACGCAUCUUUGCCGCAGUUUCAAGGGGGAAAGCGGUCAAAGAUGCACUUUAAGAUGAAUAGAGGGAAGGUCUAACGUUAGCGGCUUGACAGCAGACGCCGUGUGCAUGAUCGAGAUACCUAGUAUUAAGGCUAGUUUUGGUUUUGCGCUAUCCCAUGCUGAGUAUGAGUAUCUAUCAUACAUGCUGAGUGGGGUUCCACCCUGUGGCUUCAUGGGAAAAUAAGGGGAAGUCAGGGCACCUCACUCAACGAAGGAUUGAAAUAAGACUAGCGCUAAUAGUAGGAAGAAACGGCACAAGAAACCACCGCCAGUAUUGCAUGGGUUGCAUAGUCAGAUCAGCCAGUACAUCAAGCUGAAGACAUCGCCGCCCAGUCCUACGCUAGCGCUUCUGCGGUCGCCUUCGUCGUUGCUGCAGCGACCAAACACUGCGACGCUUAAGGCUCAUGAUAAACUUGUUGAUAAUACGACAACGAGAACGAGCUCACUCACAUUGACAUUGAGCUUUCUCAGGUUGAUUAACCGAUGAUCGAGUAGCGAGUCUAGUCGUAGUGAAAGAAACAUGAUAGCAGUGUAGUUCUUGAUCCUACCUGCUCUAGAAAAUGAUCGUUCGCCAGCCAUAUGGCAUAUGCGUGUCAAUGUCUCUAAUCCACCAACCAGCACUGUCACGGGAGGUAGCGCCCGUCGAAAACAGGACGCCAGCAAGGAGGUCAAGUCUCUAGCGGAGAUGCAGACAAUGGCCCAUGAGCCUGAGCAUGGGAGUGAGAUUAAGGGCAAGCCAAAGGCGUUCUUGUUGCCGUUCGUUUUGCCUUUCUCAAGGGGGAAAGGCAUAGCGAGCGGGGUAACGUAAACGAACACCAAAAGCCGACCUCUAACGAGAGCAGUGAUGACGGGCUCACUAUCAUCCAGCGAGAGCAGAAAGCAGCAGCGGAAAGAAUCGCACUAGCAGAGCACAAAGACCCGAAAAGCAGACACCCAAUAUUGCAGAGUAUCAAUGCGAAUUAUGGCAGGACGGAGUUGGUCCACUCGUUUUGUAUGGGGAGCACUAAGAGCCGGAAGCCCACUCGGCUUCAGAUAAAACAGCUGCCGCGAUUUUUAGCCUCGGCGUCUCUUUCUGGCAUUUGGAAUGGUUAUCACCCUACUACUAUGACUAAUUCUAAGUACUUACAACAGUCACUACUGACACUGAAAGGGAAUACAUAGGCUGAACCCCUUCGCCCUCCUCUAACCCCACCUCUCUUGUCUUCUCGAGGCGCUCACCAUGGACCUCGUCGACUAUUACAUCUCCCAAAAGCAGCACUUCCCCUACGGCUUUGGGCAGAUGCGAUCAGGCGACAUAGAUUGGGCCCAGUGGGGAACUGGCAGUGGUCACGACAAGCGCUUCGUCACGCAGAUAGAGGAUCUUCUGGCUGUGGAGGAUCAGACGCGCGCACGAGCUCAGCAGAAAGAAGAGCGCAGAAGGAUGAACGCCAAAAAAGCACAAGCAGCGAGUCUACUGAUGACGACUGAGACGACCACUGUUUUUCAGCGUGCUGCUUUUCAUCAAGGAGCGAGGCCUGCCGUUUUUGAAGACCAACCGGCUACGAGUCCUACUGGGUUUGGUGCCGUGCGUGAGGGAGAUAACGCAAACAAAGUACAGCCAGAAGUUGCUGGAGUGGAUAAGUACAAGCCGAAACGCGUAGUGUUUGAGCAAACUUCUACUGCACCCGCUGCACAGGAAGAAGAUAAAAUUGCCCGCACCGUUGGUCCUGAUAAUAAUGACCAGUCCAACUCGCCCGCGUCAUCGUCGGGGCAAGCUGUUGUAGACAGUUGUGCAGCUGGAGUUCAGGAAGGAGAACAGCAGACUAAUGGCGUACCAGCUGAAGGCGAGGCUCAGGUAGCGGCAGAGCACGACGAUAAGGACCGCAAGGAGGCUUAUCCAAUCGGAAGAAGAUUGACUCUAUGCAUGGCGUGACUGAGUAGACGCGUAGUUCCUGUGAAGUCUGAGGUAGAAGGAGAGGCUCUAUGUUAUAUAUAAUGUUUUCGGUUGUGCAUGACAGGAGUAUGCGCUGCUGUAGCCGUGGUAUGUAUGAGGUAAGAACGAACUCAAAGUCAAAAUCUCUCGCAUCUUCUAACCCCUCGCCGUUUAUCCAAAGAGUGGGGAUCUGACGAUGGCUAUUCUGACUCCGACAUUAGUUCAACGGGCGAAGAUUUUAGCCGCCUGCGUUCUCGCAACGCCAAUGGAGACCUCGUCACUUACAAUCCUGAUGGAACAGUCAAAUCUGUCCAACCUCGGAAGAAACGCAGGCUAGCUCCUCGCUUACUGCUGCUAGGUACCAGAGAGCAUCAAAUGGGAGGCAAGUUUCGCGAAAAUUUGCCCGGCUCAGCCGCAGCGGCGAUGACUGGGACACCCGGCCAAGAUCUGCGUGUUAGUGGCACAGGGCGCGAGCUGGUCUAUCCCAGUGAGAGCGGGUGUCGGCAACUGCAUAAAGUGCUGACGCAGAUGGGGUGGCCUUUAGAGCGUGUCAAGCUACGCCCCUUCGACAAGUACAUGGAGAAAAUCGAAGCAGAAGAGGAAGCCAAACGCCAGAAGGACUUGCAGCAAGAGGCUGAGGACUUGCUCUUGCCACAAGCAGACGCGGAGGUGGUCAAGCUAAUGCCCGCUGCCUCUAGAACUAGUGCAAGAAUCAAACAGUUCUUAGACCACCGCGCUGGCAGGGACUUGGAGAAAGACACGAAGGCGAGAAAAACACCAGAAGAAAGGAAGGCACAUAAAAAGCAAGAACAAGAAGAGAAACUGAAGAAGCUAGAGGAAUUCGCAGCGACAGCAGCUGCAAAGAAGGCAGGAGCAUCCUCCAGCGACUACGAUUCGGCCAGUGACGACCCCGACUCUCCAGGUGGGCGAAAGAAAAAUGGAGGAAAGGGAAGAAAAGGCGCAAAGGGAAAGCAAGAAGCAGGAGGGCCUGGAGAUCAGUCUCAAUCCCAAAAAGAGCAAGACUCGAGCACCUCUCCAAGCAAAGGCAAUAGCCCAACAUCGUCACCAGAUGGCACAUCCAAUCCUCAAGACGCAGGGGCAAGCAAGUCCAAGCCCCAGGCCCGCUCUCCGGUCCAGGAACGUCAUAGCAGAUACACCAGUCGGACGUAUGGUUCUUUUGGCCAUACGAAUCACAGGCGUCCAGUCGGCUCUGUGCCCAAUAUGCAUGGCGCUGCGGCAAACCAGCAAGUUUCGCGACGUCAGCUCCUAGUGGAGAAGCUAAACGCAACAGCGUUGGCGGAUCUGAGGAGCAGAGAAGAUUCACAGAAAAAAGAAGCGGAGUUGCGUGCUUAUGGAAGGAAGGGCCAGGAGGGUGAAUCGAUGACGAUUACUAUUAGUCAACUCUGUUGUAUCUUUUUUUUUAAAGUUCUGCUUCUGCAAUAUUUAUUGAUCGCAUAUGCAUUCAUCAUCAGCAGCAGCAGCUUUAUCCUUUGCCUUUCUUGCUCUAACCACCCGACCCAAAGAAGACUAACGUGGGCAGAGAACUGAGCUUAGCAGACAUCCCGGUGGAUGAGAAUGGCAACAAUAUCAUGCACGUGCAGCAGAAAAACGUCAAAGAAAGUGGUAAGGUGCGAAGAGACUACUCUAACUCUUCGCAACCAGGAGACAAUCAAGGUGAAGAAGAAGACCAAUGCUCCGAUGGCGACGACGAUGAUUGUACUGCGCACAGCGACGACCUCGGGGUGCAUGACCCUAGACUUUUGCUAUGUGCUUGUGGUGAUGUGAUCCGUAGACAUAGACGAUGUCCAUGCUUAAUAGCAUGUAACUCCGAAAGCAUAUACUACUACUAGCAGGAGCUCGCUGCCCCCAAUGAAAUCCCAAGAGCGAGGACUAUGGCCUUCACUUUCUUCAUCUCUCAUAAAUUACACUGCUUCAGUUCUGCUUCUUCUCUACUCCGUCCCCUCUUCUAACCCCUUCCUUGAUCGAACUUCCGGAAGUUUUCUCAUCUGAAGCUGAGUCUGAGCAGGACCCUGAAGAGCAGAUCGCCAAGGACCGACGGGUAGAAGCGUUUAGAUCUGGCGAGAUGAAAGGCCAUUUUAUGGAUGACGUUUUUUCCAUCUUUCACUUUCAGACCAUCGAGGCUGCACCUUUGCCCCUUAAAACUGCAUAGGUUAAAGGGGGGCUCGAUGGUCUGGCUAGAUGGAAUAGACACCAUUCAUACAUUUGCAAGAGUUCCUGAAGCCGCAGCUCGCUAGCAGAGCAGCAAAGGUCAAGACAGUGGCUUCGAUUGGGUUUUUGGAUCGGGUGAAGCAGGCAAUUUCACCCGACGUGGCUCCUGGUGAGCAGGGUGGGAAGAUGGAGGGAUAAGAGGGUAGAAGUUAUCAACGUCGCCGACCUGAGUGAUGUAAGCGUAUGGACCGCUCAGCCGCAGUCGAUGAUCAUAAGCAUCAGCAUGCGGCAUUAGUGCUAGUCUUUGUCUUAUUUGAUUUCGAUACAUACUCCUACUCAAAGUCAAACGAGCUCGGUCACCUCUCAUAAGCAUUGUCAUACACUUUCGCAAAAAUCUAACUACUACGCAUUUUCUAGCGGGGACAUCAAUUCGAAUUGAAUUAACUCCAUCUCAAAGCAGCAUGGACAUAAAGUCUUAUCAUCGCAGUGACGUGAGUUGGAUGCAAAUGAUGUAAAAAGUGUGCGUCUAAAGAUUAGAGAAGAUCUCAGCGCCCACAUCUAGUGGAGUAGCUAUGGAUUACCUCAAGUAGCCCGACGAACGUGAUGGUUUUUUGUCAUCAAGAGACUCAAAGUAGGGAAAGGCGUCGACAAAUGAGAAAUCCCGGAGAUGUGUUUGCUGUAUAGCAAAGCUUCCUUGCCGGUGAUACUUUUGACGUACGUAAUGCCUAGCAGCACCGAGCGAAUCUUCGGAGUCUAAAUAAAUUCGGAUUGCAACUUAAUAUUUUUGAAAUCAGAGCCAGA
Messenger RNA from Amoebophrya sp. A25, 6257 nucleotides. NCBI's taxonomy places the organism in Eukaryota, Dinophyceae, Syndiniales, Amoebophryaceae. The record is from the annotation of a GenBank genome assembly.